Messenger RNA from Bactrocera tryoni, 4106 nucleotides. Its product is annotated as GDP-D-glucose phosphorylase 1. Gene Ontology annotation, cellular component: cytoplasm. The record is from RefSeq and is a predicted model, not a curated record. Gene Ontology annotation, biological process: glucose metabolic process. NCBI's taxonomy places the organism in Eukaryota, Metazoa, Arthropoda, Insecta, Diptera, Tephritidae. Gene Ontology annotation, molecular function: GDP-D-glucose phosphorylase activity. Bases 68 to 1024 code for a protein of 318 amino acids. The transcript is spliced from 5 exons.
UAAAUAAAGUGCAGUGAUAAGCUCUUAGUAAAUUAUUUCAACAAUUUACACGCAGCGCUACUUGAAAAUGGAUUUAAAAACAAAAGCAAACCGUUAUCUUUAUGAAUUAAAACAGAUUUGGUUAAGUCUGCAUAGCAUCGACAAUGUAUUUGCAUACAAUUUAAAUGUUACAAAAACUAAAUAUCUGCAGGGGAAUGAAAUAAUAUAUAUGGAGUAUAAUCCACAGCGUACACGUUUACGACGUUUACCGCAGACUAUAAGCAGUUUGAAACCAGUGUUUGAUGAAAAGGCUUUCAAUUUCAAAAAGAUUAAAUCAUUGGAGUUGUUAAUGAACAUACCAUAUGAAGGAGCAGCUAUUUCAAUGAUAAUCAAUAAGAGUCCGUUAACACGGUAUCAUACAUUGAUAUGUCCAGAUGUGGCAGCUGGGCAACCACAACGUUUGACACUUCCAGCUUUGAGAUUUUGCAUAACAUUCUUACUAAACAUUAGGGACGAAGAAAAGGCAUUUCGUAUUGGUUACAAUAGUCCUGGUGCCUUGGCAUCGGUGAAUCACUUGCAUUUACAUCUACUCUAUGUUACGACAGAUUUAUAUAGUGAUAAAGCGGAAUUAGAAUUGUUGGAAAGACCAAAUAUUUAUCGUUUAAGUGAUAAAAUGCCAACAGAGGCGAUAUGCUUUUUAUUUAACAAAACUGGUGACGAAGAGGCUUUGAAUGCACAAAUACAGCAACUAUUUCACUUUAUUAUGUGGCUGUGCGAACACGACAUUCCGCACAACUUGUUUUUAACUCCCAAUCGAGGUGAAAAUUUUGGAAAUGUGUUGAAAGUAUUUGUGUUUUGUCGAAAAUCAUUUUGUUAUGUUAAGAAUUUUAAUACCUAUAAUAUUGGAUUUUGUGAAGUUGCGGGUUAUGUGACAGUCGGAGAUGAAAAGCUGUACGAAAGACUUACAGAACAAGAAGUGCUAGCUAAAAUACAAAAUGAAACUGGCGAUGUGUUUAAGGAAGUUUACGAGUAUUUCAAAGCGUAAAGAAAGAUAACAAUAAAUUGUGUUUGCACUUGACCACCAAAAGGUGCAAAUGGCAACUCACGUCCUCCUGUUAUCUGCUUAGACCAGACAAAUCAUUCUGCGUUACCGCCUCGGAAUUUCAUAUUUGAAAUAUUUAAACUACACAACCAACAUAACUGCAUAUACAAUAGGGUACAUGGCGAGAUAUACCUUACGAACGACGUAGCAAAACAGUGAAUGAGUGCGAACGCCAAAGGAGGGCAGCAGCUACACUUUUUUAUUUAAUAAUAUUGACAGAGAGCGCUCUCGCCAUAAGAGAGCAGCCGUCAGAGCCGCAGCGCUUGUAUACGCUUGCAGAGCAGCCCAAAAAGGCAAAAGCCGAACGAGUCAAAACAAAGUGUCUACGAAGAGACAGCAAAAGCAGAGCGCCAAAUAGCCUGGCAAGGCAACACACGCCAAAAACACUAAAAAGACCCCCACAAAUCCACAAGCUAACAUACAUAUGUACAUGCUGCCACACACAUACCCCCCAGUGUACAACAACAACAGCGAGAGCAAUAAAAACGCACCGAGCACUACUAACUAGCAAAGGCAAAAGCAAAAACUACAGCGCUGUGAGCGUUUCUAAGCUGUGUGCGAGCAAGUUGAGUGGCCAGGUUUGCUGGGCCACAGAGCUCAGUUGACUGCAAAGCGUUUGAAAUUUUUAAGUUUGCGAAACUCACUCAGUCAGUAGUCAGUAUUUAUUUGCUCAGCCGAGUGACGACCGCUUGGAGACGGUAUGCGCGGCAUUUAAGGGUUAAACGCAAAAAUUGUUUAAAAUAAAUUUCUAUUUGAGCAACACCCCUUUGCGGCCGGCGAGAUUCGCCAGCGAGCGUACCACGAGCGUUGGUCUGACAUAGCGACGGCGUCGUCGUCGUCGUCGCCGUCAUAAUCAAAGCACGUUUUUCCUUAGCUGGCUGCGGCACACAUACUACUACAUAGAGACUCAAAAUUAUAUGGUUAUGUAGCGCUAGCUAUGUUUGGCCAGUGAAGUAGACAGACGAUACGGCACGUUGCCGUAAAGCGACAACAAAACAUCGUGUAAAAUCAACGAAUUUGACUGCCUCUACGAUUUGGCGUCGAGUGUGACGACGCUUACCUACCCAAAUAUCAAAAAAAAAAAAAAUCUUUAAGCAACGAUAGACGCACAGGAGAAUGGCUGAACAGUUGGCCGGUCGGAACGUCUUGCUUCGUUAAGCUAGUGCCUGUUGUUUCCCUGACUGCGUGCGCUUGUCUGCUUGCCUGACUGCCUGCCUGCCUUACGCGUAAUCACACUACGAAGGAAGUGGAAGCCGACGGUGGAAAAAGAGAAGCAGAGCCGGAGGCAGAAGAAAACUCGUCGUCAUCGGCGUACUCAUCGCCUCGUCGUCAUCGUCGUCGUCGUAGUUGCCGUUGUUAUCGUCGGUUGUGUGCGAGCAGCGCGCGUGAGUGUGUGAAAUCAAAAUCCUCAAAAUUGUCGCUGCCUGCCUACGGUUAACUACUUCCUUCAGCAUAUCCAGACAGAUUCACAUUUAGUACGAGAUCUGUGCGGUACGGUGCGUGACGGCAAUAUUUUCGGUUUAAGCGGCAAACACAAGACGAUUUUAUUUCGUUACGAAGUCGACUGAGCUCGAUUGAAAUCGUUCGUCUCGUUUCGUUACGAUUUAGGCUGCUGCUGCUGUUGAUUCAGUGCGCUGCUGCGGUCAGCAAGAACAAAUAACACACAAAACCCAAAAAACAAAAAUCAGAAAAUAAAAUUGUCUACAAAAAGUGCAAAAUUAUUGGAGAAACUUGUGGCCAUACUAGUUGUGCGGUAUCGCAGGUCGUCACUACUACCACACACAGGUACAAACGGAUAUGGGUAUGAAAAAUGCAAAACAACAACACCAACAAGACACAACUAAUGACGCAGAAAAGUAGUUGUGGAAGGUAAGCAGCGCAUAGAAAGUUGCAACAUUGAGCAUUGUGAACAUGCGACACGGCGCUAAGCAGCAGCAUAUACUAUAUACCGUCGUAGAAGACGCAACUGAGGUAGCAGGACUUAAAUAUAGCGGCAGCUAAACGCUUGACGACAGCGUUACGGACACAAAAUACCAGCGUUGUAUACACGCAACAAGCAUUUGAAGAACGCUGAACGCUCGAGUGUGGCAUCAAGAAUUCGUCUAGCGCGCAGACUAGACACAGCUAAAAUAGAAAGACUAGCCGAAAACUAAGUACGCUGCUAACCGUAACGAGUUUAUAAAAAUUAAAAUACACACAUAACGGCAUAGAACGAAUGUAAUAAAAUACGACUGUGGCGCAGAAAUGUGGCAAAAGCAAUAAAAAUAAUAGAAAAUAAUAAAAAUAAGCGAAAAGUAAAGGAAACCUCACAGCUAGAAGGCCAGAAACAAGCAAAACGCCAAGCAAACGGAAAGAAAACUAAGAAAAUUAAAGUGAAAAUCCAACUGAAACACGCUGCGCUGCGGCUUUACUGCCUUUCUGACUGACUGACUGCCUGCCUGCUGCCUGCUUGACGCUCGCACACGCCUGGGCCGGCCGGACCAACAGCAACAACAACACACACAGUCUAGUAGUAGUGGGGAAAUAGCGAUAGCAAACAGCUAGAGGCACACUUCCAACAGCAAUUGCGCGACAAGCCAGCUAGUCAUUCAGCCAGCCAGCAAGCGAGCGACGCGUCGGCAUGCGACGAGACGAAGCCGUUUUCGUAAAGCGAAGAAAAGUGGCGAAAGAAAAUUCAUAAUUUUUAAUAUUUAAAAUUAAAGUGGAAGCAAACACACACAAACACACGCACGCACACGAAUACGGGCACACAGCGCAAAGCGAUGAAAAUUGAGCGAAAAUAGAUAGCGGCAGUUGUAGUGUUGUACGUACAUACAUACGUAUGUAUGUACAUAGUUGUAGUGGUGUUAGUGAAUAGAAAAUAUCUGCACAAGAAAGUGCAAUUGAAUAUUGAAUAGGCACAGGCACUGGCAAAGCAAAGCAAAACGUGUGUGUGCUCUCAAACCAAACCAAACCAAAACGUCAACGCCAACGUCAAGGCGGGGCAAAGGAAGCGCACGCUUACAACCACAACAAUAACAAAAAC